AUGCAUUCCACCUUUGAGGCCGUAACGCGGUCUAGGUUCUCAUUGGAUGACUGCCCUCGGAUCGGGCCAUUUGCAUUCCAUAAUCUUGAUUCCAAUGAUGACACUUGGGCUCGUGAAGAUGAGUUGGCGAUUACUUCAUACAACUACAGGGCAGUACCCAAACAUGUGGACUCUGCGGAGGUCUUUUCCAGUACGGGUGAGAGGCUGACCGCUGAUCCUCUUGACACCAGUAGUCGUCUUAAUGACGAUUUUCGUUCCUGGAAGCUUGCUUUGAACUGCCCUGUACCCCGUUCGAUUCCGAAUUUGGACCAUAAAAAAGGCACGACUACGUUGGGUUUUAUGUUCAACGGUGGCGUCGUCAUCGCAGUGGAUUCCCGUGCUACACAAGGGCAAUAUAUUGCUUCACAAACGGUCAUGAAGGUGUUAGAGAUUAACGAAUAUCUGCUUGGUACCAUGGCUGGUGGUGCAGUCGAUUGCCAGUACUGGGAGAGAGUGUUGGGGAUGGAGUGUCGUCUAUGGGAGCUUCGCAAUGGCAGUCGGAUCACCGUUGCCGCUGCAAGUAAGAUUCUCGCCAAUAUCACGUACUCGUAUCGCAACCACGGGUUGUCGAUGGGCACCAUGGUGGCUGGAUGGGACCAAUUCGGACCUGCUUUGUACUAUGUUGAUGAUAAGGGCACCCGUGUGAAGCACAAUAUUUUUAGCGUCGGCUCUGGUUCUGUCUAUGCGUAUGGUGUAUUGGAUGCGGGCUAUCGCAACGAUUUGACUUUGGAGGAAGCCUUCGACUUGGCCCGGCAGUCGAUCUUCUAUGCUACCUACCGUGAUGGUGCGUCUGGUGGUAUUGUAACUGUCUAUCACGUACACGAUAAGGGCUGGACACAGAUAUCCCGAGAUGAUCAGACAAAGCUUUACGAUCGCUAUCACGCUGCAAAGUAA
Molecule: messenger RNA, 933 nt
Organism: Phytomonas sp. EM1
Lineage: Eukaryota; Euglenozoa; Kinetoplastea; Trypanosomatida; Trypanosomatidae
Source: the annotation of a GenBank genome assembly